CCCUCCCCCGUCUCAUCCCUUCCCGUCCAGCACACGGAGCACAGUCCCUACAGACGGCUCCUGCCACCAUCGCUGGGGUCAUGUCGUCAUCCGUCAGUUCGUCCUCCACCUUUCGCUCCGAACGUUACAGCACCUACAGUCCCAGUGGAAAAGCCUGUUUUGAACCCCUGCUGGACCCUCCCCAUGGCAUCUUUGGUCCCGGGAGGGCCCGAGAGUCCUACGGAUACUCAGGUUCUCCCCCAUCGGUGCAUCCGUCUACGCUGGGCAGCAGCAACGUGAUUGCCAGUGGGGACAAGUACCAGGUCGUGGCUGAUGUCAGCCAGUUUGAGCCACCAGACAUCGUGGUGACCACGUUCAAUUACUGCAUCGUCAUCCAGGCGGAAAAGGUGGCGGAAGAUGGCACCGUCUCUAACACCUUCACCCACAAGUGCCAACUUCCGACAGACAUGGAUCCCCUGUCUGUCAGUUGCUCCCUGAACGACUCGGGACAGUUAAUCAUCACGGCCCGACGUCAGCUCCUGGCACCUCCUCCCCUUUAUCGUUCAGAAGUCAAGCUCUAAAUGGCCUCCCUUGCCAUGGCCAGCGAAGCGGGGGUGGGUGGGGGGAGCUGAUCCUGCCCCACUUCCAGCAUUGCUUUGGACGGGCUCAAAACGGCCUCCAGAAUCCACAGGUGGUGGAUGCUUU
Messenger RNA from Pogona vitticeps (central bearded dragon), 684 nucleotides. RefSeq names its product heat shock protein beta-7. The record is from RefSeq and is a predicted model, not a curated record. Lineage: Eukaryota; Metazoa; Chordata; Lepidosauria; Squamata; Agamidae.